CUAACGUCGCCAUCAUGCUGCGUCUUUGCGUGCUGCGUGCCACUGGUAGAGCGCAGUUCUAGUCGCGUCGUUCGUUCAGUGAAACGUGAUCGUUCGCCGCCUAUGUAUCUUUGUAGACUGUUUCCGACAGCCACAUAAGAUGUACCAAUAUGAAUAAUACAGGCAAUAAGCAAUCGUAACAAAACUACGUGUUGACGUUAAAAGUUUAAAGUAAUCGUUCGAUAUCGACUGUGUUCGUAAGCGAGUUAUGUAUUGGUUUUACAUGUUUUACCGAGGCCACCGUCGAACUUUGACAGACGCUAGCAUGUCACGUCUAAACGUGGUAAUCUUUGUGCUAGGUGCUUGGAAUCUUAUUAACGCAGUAUCUGCAACACAAGAUGGUCAGUGUAUUUGGUAUGGAGAAUGUUACACAGACAUGUAUAUGCACAAAAAGAAUUGUCCUUAUACAGGACCAGCUAAGUUAUUGGAUAAUGAAGGUCAAAAACUAUUGGCUAAAAAUUGUCCUCAUUUAAUGAUUGAUUCUGGAAAUGGGAUUAACACCUGCUGCGAUACAAAUCAGUUAAAAACAAUGGAUCAAAAUAUUAAACUAGCAUCUAAUUUUUUAAACAGAUGUCCUAGUUGUUUGGAUAAUUUAGUAAAGCAUUUCUGUGAAUUUACUUGUAGCACAGUACAAAGCAAGUUUAUCAAUGUUACAGAAAUACAAACAGAGAAAAAUGUAAAAUAUGUCAAUGGCAUAGAUAUAUAUAUAACAAAUAAGUAUUUGGAAGGUACAUUUAAUUCCUGUAACAAAGUAUCAGUACCUAGCACUGGACAGUUAGCAAUGGAUUUAAUGUGUGGCAUAUGGGGAGCUAGUAGAUGUACCACAUUAAAAUGGUUCCAUUAUAUGGGUGAUGCAGCAAACAAUCAAUAUGUACCAUUUCAAAUUACAUAUAAAAAUACUGAUGAACCUGUAGGUUCAUUUAUUCCUGUAGACCCUAAAAUUACUCCUUGCAAUAAAGCAUUAAAUAAAAAUACUCCAGCAUGCAGUUGUGUAGACUGCGAAGCCAGUUGUCCAGUACCACCAUCACCACCUCCCUUACCAACACCUUUCACCAUUUUUGGCUAUGAUGGCUAUGCUGUAAUGAUGAUCAUUACUUUUGUGUGUGGUUCGGCCCUUUUCAUCUUAGCCAUUGUAUGCUUCAAUAAUAGAAAACAAAUUGUUGCACGAGGUGAGGAAGUAGGAAGGCAGGUGGGUAGACGCCUAGCCGCAGGGUUACACCACCCAGGAGAUGGUGCUCGUAUUGCUCUCGCCGCAGACCAGGAAGACAGCCCACUUCAAUCUAAACGUUCCAGUGUGAUAUCUGCAGAUGAUUUGCCGAGCGGAUUCGACGAUGAAGAACAAUCAACAUUCAUCGAAAGAUUAGGUGCAGGCACCGACAAACUGUUAGCAGAAUUCUUUUGUUGGUGGGGUACAGCAUGCGCGUCACGACCGUGGUUUGUCCUCUUCGUUGGUUUCUUAUUUAUCAUUAGUUUGGGACAUGGAAUAAAAUAUAUACAUGUUACCACUGAUCCAGUUGAAUUAUGGGCUGCUCCACAAUCUCGAUCACGAAUUGAAAAAGAAUAUUUCGAUCAACAUUUUGAACCAUUCUAUAGAACUGAACAAAUAAUUAUAACAUCAAUUGGUUUGCCGAACAUUGUACAUAAUACAUCCAAUGGUCCAGUUAUCUUUGGUCCUGUAUUUAAUGAUACCUUCCUCAAAACUGUCUACAAAUUACAAGAAGAAAUAAAGAAGAUAACAACUCCAAAUAAUUAUACCUUAGCAAACAUAUGUUUUGCUCCAUUAACCGGUCCGUUUACAGGACCGCCAACAGUGUCACAAUGUGUCAUUCAAAGUAUUUGGGGAUAUUGGCAAGACAGUGUAGAAGCUUUCGAUUACACUACUGUAGAUGAUGAUAAUUUUACAGUAAAUUAUUUAGAUCACUUCAGAGUUUGCUCGCAAAACGCAUAUAAUCCUGAAUGUCUGGCACCAUAUGGUGGUCCUGUGGAACCAGCAAUUGCAGUUGGGGGAUUUUUAUCACCAGGUCAAGAUCUCCAGAAUCCUUCAUAUGAGAAAGCCACAGCAGUAAUUUUAUCUAUACUAGUAAAUAAUUAUCAUAAUAAAUCCAAGCUACAUCCAGCAAUGGAAUGGGAAAUGAGUUACGUCAAAUUUAUGAAAAAUUGGAUAGUGACAAACAAACCAGCAUUUAUGGAUAUUGCUUUUACUUCAGAACGUUCAAUAGAGGAUGAAUUGAAUCGUGAAUCUCAAUCAGAUGUUUUAACUAUUCUUGUCUCAUAUAUUAUUAUGUUUGCAUAUAUUGCGAUUUCUCUUGGGCAGAUAAAAAAUUGCAGUCGACUUUUGAUCGACUCUAAAAUUACUCUUGGCCUUGGUGGUGUACUUUUGGUAUUGGCCUCUGUUGUCUGUUCUGUUGGUUUAUUUGGUUUUGUUGGCAUUCCAGCUACGCUCAUUAUUAUUGAAGUCAUACCAUUCCUUGUCCUUGCUGUUGGAGUAGACAAUAUUUUCAUACUUGUCCAAACACAUCAAAGGGAAAGUCGUCGUCCUAAUGAAUCAAUACCUGAACAUAUCGGUCGUAUUCUCGGUCAAGUGGGACCAAGCAUGUUGCUUACCAGUGUUUCAGAAAGUUGUUGUUUCUUCCUUGGUGGAUUAUCUGAUAUGCCUGCCGUUAAAGCUUUUGCUCUAUAUGCCGGUAUGGCAUUAUUAGUAGAUUUUGUGCUACAAGUAACCUGUUUCGUUAGCUUAUUAGCACUAGAUACUGUUCGUCAAGCAAAUAACAAACUUGAUGUAUGUUGUUUUAUUCGUGGAUCGAAGAAAGACGAUGGGGAGGAAGUAGUAAACGGAAUUUUGUAUAAACUUUUCAAAGUUGUGUAUGUUCCACUAUUGUUGAAAAAAUGGGUGCGUGCAUUUGUUAUGAUAGUAUUUUUUGGAUGGAUUUGUUCAAGCAUUGCGGUUGUUCCGCACAUUGAAAUUGGUCUAGAUCAGGAACUUUCUAUGCCUGAAGAUAGUUUCGUCUUGAAAUAUUUCAAAUUUUUAAAUAGUUACUUAUCUAUUGGACCACCAAUGUACUUUGUUGUAAAAGAAGGAUUAAAUUAUUCUAACAAAGAUAUGCAGAAUCUUGUAUGUGGCGGUCAAUAUUGUAAUAACGAUUCGGUAUCGACUCAAAUAUUUAUAGCAUCAAAACAAUCAAAUAGGACAUACAUAGCAAAACCUGCAUCAUCGUGGCUAGAUGAUUAUAUCGACUGGUCUCAAUUGUCGAUGUGUUGCAAAUAUUUUGUUUCAAAUGAUUCUUUCUGUCCGCAUACAGGAUCUAGUAAAUAUUGCUCUUCGUGUAAUAUCACCACAAAUAAUAUUGGAAGACCUAUACCAACAGACUUUGAACGAUAUGUAUCAUUUUUCUUGCAAGAUAAUCCUGAUGAAAUGUGCGCUAAAGCAGGUCAUGCUGCUUAUGGUCACGGUGUUAACUAUGUUACUGACCUUGAAACAGGCCUGUCGAAAGUCGGGGCGUCCUAUUUUAUGGCUUACCAUACUAUAUUAAAAACAUCCGCCGAUUAUUACGAAUCGAUGAGAGCUGCAAGAGCUAUAUCAGCAAAUAUAACAGAGACGAUUAACAACUAUUUAAAAAGUAUCGGCGACAGUUCAACUGUUGAGGUGUUUCCAUACAGCAUAUUUUAUGUUUUUUACGAGCAGUACUUAACAAUGUGGCCGGACACGUUAUAUAGUAUAGGGAUAUCCUUAAUUGCUAUUUUUGUGGUAACUUUCCUUUUGAUGGGUUUGGACAUAUUUUCCUCUGUUAUUGUUGUAAUUACCAUUAUGAUGAUUGUCGUUAAUAUUGGUGGUUUAAUGUAUUGGUGGCACAUAACAUUAAAUGCAGUAUCCCUCGUUAAUCUUGUUAUGGCUGUUGGAAUUGCCGUUGAAUUUUGUAGUCAUUUGGUACACUCCUUUUCAGUAUCGGUAAAAACAACACGUGUUGAAAGGGUUGCUGAUGCAUUGACGAAUAUGGGAAGUUCAAUUUUUAGUGGUAUCACUCUUACGAAGUUUGGUGGAAUUAUAGUACUCGGUUUUGCUAGAAGUCAAAUCUUUAAGGUAUUCUACUUCAGAAUGUACCUGGGUAUUGUGUUGUUUGGGGCUGCACAUGGUCUAAUAUUCCUGCCAGUAUUAUUAAGUUACAUUGGCGUGAUGUCGCGCCGAGGGCGUAGAAAAGCCCACGAAUGUGCCAGCAGGGCUAGAAACGAAUGUAGGAGUCAAGUGUGUGGGCCUGACUCUCCUUUACUCCAAAAUGACAACAAUCAGUACCCAACCACUUCCUACGCCAGUGUGAACUCCAUAGAGCAGUUACAUCAAGUGACUUUUUAGCAUUAAUCGUUAUCCGAAUUAACUCAUAAAACGACUUUUAUACUUAGAGAGACUGAACAUAAUCUGUUUGUAUAAUACAGAAUUAUUUUUACUAUAUAUGUAUGAUCAACAAUUUUUUCUUUUUUUAAAUUUCAGUAGAUUUGCGUCUGAUGUUGAAUGGAGAUCGAGAAUCAUGUAAUCGAUGCGAACUAUGAAGUUCACGUCUGGUAUAUUUCGUAACUAGGAAGAAAAUUUUCGUAUCUUGUUGUUACUAUUAACAUAAUAAGAUUGCGUUAUAUUUAAGAUAUUUAAUUAUAAAAGAACGUCUCAUAAUUUUACAUCAUUCUAUUUCUAAAGCUUUAAGAUUUAUGGGUAUAAUAUCUGAAAUGGUGCAAUUGAUCAAAUCAAUUGGAAGUGUCAAGAGAUAUUGUAAUAUGAUUUUAAUUAAUCUUAAUUUUAUGUUUUCCGGUAUUUUUUCAGUGGAAAUGCGUAAAUCUGUGUUGCUUGGCAAACGGUAAAUGUACCUGCAUUUUUAUCGUGCUUUAUCUCUAUUUGUGCAUUUUGUCAUUGCGAGGUAAUAUUAGUUUCCGAUAUAGGUGUCGUAUAAUGCAGGUUUCGAAUAAACCAAUUCAAUGGUAAGAUUUGUAUAUCAUAUCAAAAGGUUUAAGAUAAACAGCGUAUUCCUUUUAAUGUCUUUUCGAAUACUUUGCAUAAUAUGACUCGAAAUUUCAUCUAAAAAUAUUAACCGUCCAUAAUUGAAAUGAAAUAUCGAAUAUGUACAAAUUUGAAUUUUGUAUUGUAUAAAUCAUUAGAGAAUUAUAUAUACAUAUAUGUAAGCCGUAAUUCUCAACGUAAGUAGAUUUAGAUUAACAGCUUAAAAUUCGUGCGGCAUCCAUAUCGGAGUACAUUUUACCCUGAUUUUCUUUCCAUGAUAUAUGUAUAAACGAUAGUACUCGUUGUUUCUUAUAUAUGGUUGAUAUUAGUAACAGUUUCCAGAAAUAUGUUUUUAGUUCAAACCAAGCAUCCGGAAACUAUUUCGUAUUCCCUUUAUUUUUUUUUCUUUUUUACAACCGAUAUAUAUUUUAGGCAAAGUUUUUUAUUUGAUUUUGUUUUGUCUGCAAUCUUAUUGGAUAUGGGUAAUAUUAAACAGGUCACAGCAAAUAUCUAAGUACUAAAAGGAAAAGGCAAUGACAAAUUAUUAUUUUUUACUAUGCAGUAGCCACUUGGUUUUAGUAGGUUUCGUUCUUACAAUUUGCCUAAUUAAUUCUAGGUAAUUAAGACAUUCGAUAAAUGGAAAAAACAGGUAGUUAGCCUUAUUACUAGAAGUUAAAUGAUAUAGUCGUAUUAGUGCUUAAUUUCUUUUGCGUGCUUCAUCGGUGUAAAGUGUCUCCUAAGAGUUGUACGUUUCUGCUCAAUAUCUGUAACAAAUUUAAACAGUAUUGUUUUUUCAUAUGAGAAGUUGAACAUAGAAAAGUGUUCGGAUAGCUUGAUUGCAUCGAAACGAUAUCAAUGUCCUUUAUAAAUAUGGAUAUUUCCUGUUGCGAGUUGAACUCGAACAUGUUUUCUAAAUUAUUUGUAUACGAAUAACAAUUUUUAUACUGACAACAAAAGAAUACGUAAUGCAAUGUUGCAAAAAAUCUCGUUAGUUAAAUAAUAGAUGAUUCGUUGGCGAUUGUUACGAUAUUAUGCUAUGUAUAUACACAGGUAAAAUGAUAUUCUUUCAUAUAAAUCUAUGUUUGUAAAUCCGGUUGAGUAUUCCUUACACAUCAAAUUAGUAUUCAAGCGGUUAAAGGCAUGUCCUACAUAUAUACAUGGUUAACAAAAAAGAAGUACUAUGACUGUUAAAUAAAAGGUGCCAUAAUUUGGCAACAAGUACGUAAAAUUAUACUUGGGUUCAUUCAUAUGUCAAAAUGUCAUAAACAUAUCAUUGCAAAAUCUUCAGUAUUAAAUUUUUGUGACGAGCAAAGCAUGGCGAUACUACCAAAGAGAUGUCCGAUCAACACGACGAUACUGUGUUAACACGUAAUAUGAAUAAAAAUUUUUCUGUUUGUACAAUACAA
Molecule: messenger RNA, 6426 nt
Organism: Bombus pyrosoma
Lineage: Eukaryota; Metazoa; Arthropoda; Insecta; Hymenoptera; Apidae
Gene: Npc1a
Product: NPC intracellular cholesterol transporter 1
Exons: 19
Coding region: 248-4387 (1379 amino acids)
Cellular component (GO): membrane
Molecular function (GO): lipid carrier activity
Source: RefSeq, a predicted model, not a curated record